CAGAUGAGGCGAGCUACCUGACGGAUCUGCUCCAGGAGAAGGAGUCCAGUAUAGAGCAGAUGUCGCUCCAGAUCGAGGGUCUACAGGGAGAGCUGGAGAACCUGACUGAUUUCCAGAGCAAACUGCAGGAAGACUACGACACCGUUCAGACAAUGUUGGAGGAGAAGCAGAAAGAGAUCGAAAACCUCAGCAAAGAACUGGAGGAAGCAAGACCCAUGGGAGCCACGCCUGAACUGCAGCUGCAGUAUGAACAGCACAUUAUUGUCUUGGAGAAAGAAUUGAAAGAAAGACAAAAUAUAAUAGAUGAGAGAGAGGAAGAGCUGUAUGUGUUGAAUGAGCAAUUAGAGGAGAAGGAAGAAACCAAGAAGAGUAUGGAAGAUCUUCAGGGCAAGCUACAGCGUGCAACAGAAGAACUUGAUAGGAAGAAUGUAGAACUUCAACAAAGAGAACAAGAAAUAGAAGAGCUGCAGAAGAAGCUAUCUGAGGCUGUCAGGGAAGAGCCUGAGGCACCUGGUCAGGAUGAAGUUCAACAAUCUGAAGCAGAGUUGAACUUGAAGGUCCAGCAACUGGAGACUGAAAGAGAUCAACUAAUGGCCCAGUGCCAAGACACACAAGACAAACUAAAUAGAACUGUAUCAGAGUUGGGAGAUAAAGACCAACACAUUCAGCAGCUCCAAGCCCAGUUCCAAGAAACAAAGGACAAACUCAUUGUAGAGCUAAAAGAAAACGAGGACCACAUUCAACAACUGGUGUCACAAAACCAAGAGUCUAAAGACAACCUUGUUGCUGAGCUCGGAGAAAAAGAGCAUCAAAUUCAGGAGUACACAGCUCAGCUUGAAAAGGUGAAGAGUGAAUUAGGCCUGUCGAAACAGGUGGUGGAGGAUCUAAAAAGGAGCCACCACAGGGAGCUGACAUCUGUUGAGUCGAGGAGCAAAGAGGAUAUCCACAGUUUGCAUCAGAACCUUCUGGAAGCCAGAGCACAGCUGAGUGUCUACCAGGCGGGAGAUGCUGGGACCACAGCAAGAACUAUGGAACAGCGUCUGAAGGAACUACGCCAAGAGCUGACAUUGGAGCAUGAGCAACACUUAACUCUUGUGAAGCUGGCAGCAGAAAAAGACACUGCUGUCAAGUUACAAGAAUUAAAAGAGAAACUGGAAAGGGAGGUAGAGCAGUUACAAGAACAGCACCAGAGAGACUUGAAGAACGUUACCUCAGCGACACAUCAAGAGGUGCAGGAGGCACACGAGAACGAAAUCCGUGAACUUCGCACUGAGCAUGCUAGAGAGGUAGAACAGUUGCAGAAGAUGCUGGCUCCUGAUGCAUCCGUGACAGAACUGGCGAGACAAGUGGAGAAGGAGAUAGAGAAAGGGGAACAGCUUGACCAAAAUCUGCUGAGUCAUCUUGAACAGCAGCGACAGGCAGGCGUAGGGGGAGAUGGCAGCACUGACACCAGCAUGGCGGAGUCCAGUCAAGAGGAGAUACCUCCAAGACUAAGGAGCCUGUUAACUAAGCUCCAUGGUGAGGGUAUGGAGCUCCUGGCACUGUCGGAGAUCAAACCCCAGGGUCGUCACACACCACUGCAGGCAGACCUCGACACCCUGAGACUGGCAUGGGAGAAUGAGAGACAAAACCUGCUGUCUUCUAUACAGUCACUCAAAGAUUUACUUGCUCAAACUCAAAGACCCGAAUCACAAGCUUCAUCUGGAGGGGAGUCAGAUUGGAGGGCCAGCCUUAUCCAAGCCAUCAACUUUGUCUUCAGUAAGGAGCGAGAGGGGUUGCUGGCCGAACUGAGGACAUUUGUGGCCACGCACGGUGACCAGGGUCACUCAGAGAUACAGCAAAUGGAACAGAGGAUUAAAGAUGUGGAUGCUCGUCACAAGUCUGCCAUGGACCAGAUAUUCAGCGCAGACAGGCAGUCCCUGCUGGCAGAGGUACGAGACCUACAAGCACAUGUCAGCAUCAUACGCCUGGGUCACCAAGAGGAGAAAGAGAGGCUGGCCGAGCAACUCCGCCAUGCUGAGGGUCAGCUGACCAAGAGGGAGAGGCAGUUGAAGAGACAGCUGGAAAUGUUAGAAUACAAGCUCCAGCAGGAGAAGGUGAUCUGCGACGAUGUCCGCUCCAGUCUGGAGAUGGAGAAGAAUCGCACCCUGGAGCUGUCAGGACAACUGAGCAGAGAGAAGAGUAACUGCGUAGAUCUCCAGCUGGAGCUGUCCGAGGCUCUUUCCCAUCUCUCCAAGCUGAAAGAUACGGUAGAUAGUCAGCAGAUCAAACACGCCUCUGUGCUCGCUUCUCUGGAAGAGGAAAAAUCUCACAGCCGCCAUUUGAAAGAAGAACUUGAAAAUGAGCGGUACAGCAAAAAACAGCUGAGUGACUCUUUGAACGAAGAAAGGAGAAGGAGUCUCAAUUCCAAGGAGAGAGAAACAAAGACCAUAGAGCAACUUCAAUAUGAGCUUGAUCAGGAGCGCGCCCUGCACACAGAGGUGAGGACGAGCUAUGAGAAGGAAAAGCUGUGUGUGGAAAACAUGCGCAGAGACCUUGAGCUGCAGGGUAACGAGGCCCGCAAGCUGGAGAACAAGUACAAGGUGAAGGUGGCGGAACUCAUGACGGCCUUGGAGAUGGAGAAGGCUAGGAAUGAAGAAUAUAACACUGCUCUACAAAGACAGCAAAGUGUCAGCAACCAGUUACAGACUGCACUGAGCGAGGAGCGGAGCAGCCUGAACGAGUCCGCGCUAAGAGAGAGGGCGCUUAUAGCUGACCUGCAGGCCAUGCUGGAGCUGGAGAAAAGUAAAGUUCUGGACAUGCAGGCGGCCCUGGAGAGGGACAGGUAUAAGGUGACCAGUUUGAGUGCGAGCCUGGAGACCACUAAGACGGCAGCUGCAGAGGACAUUGAGAGGGAGAGAUCAGCCAGCAGACAGCUCAGGAAACAGAUAGAUACCCUACAGCUCCAGAAGCAAGACCUUCAGAGACAGCUGGACUUUGAGCGGGAACGUUCCAUCCAGCUCCAGUCUGAACACGACCGUGUCUUGGAGAACCUGCAAGCUGUCAAGGAGAAGGCGAUGAAAAAGGACGAAGAACGAGAUCUGGAAAGACAGCACGAAAGACAGAGACAGAGAGAAAGUGAUAGAGAGAGAGAACAAGACAGGCAAAGACAGCACGAGACAGACGCCGAGGUCCAGCGUCUCCGGAGUCGUGUUAGUGACCUUGAGGGUCAGUUGUCUGAGAGCCAGCGUAUUGAGCUCCAGACUGCCCAGGAAAGAGACCUGCAGAGGUUGAGAGCACUGUCCAGGGCCUCUGAUGACCUGGUAGACCACAUGGACAACUCUGUGGGAGGGGAUGAAAGUACAUCCCUAAGUCCCCGUGGAAGUCCUAAGAAGGAUCAGCUGAACCUGUAUAAGAAACAGCUAGAGAGUCUGCGGCAGAGGGUGCAGCUCCAGGUGAUCAGGCUUAGAGAGGAGGUGGACAAACUGGAACGUGAGAGUCCAGGUGUAGACAGGGGAGGCAGUGUGGAGGCCAUGAAGAGGAGUGCUGCAGAGAUGAUUAAUGAGCUGGGACAGAUACAGACGGCUUUACUGCUAGACUCACAGCCUGGCAGUGUGCCCAUUGGCUCCCCACCAGCCCACAUACUGAAUGAGAGAAUCCUCCGCCAUAACUCUGAACUGACGGCGUUCGUGUCGCGGCUGAGUCAGGAGAAGUCAGAGCUGAGAGACACGCUAGCGAACCUUGAGGAGGAGAUCUGGAGAUAUAGACAGAGAGAGGGGGCAGGUUCACAGGGUGGAGAUCACAGAGAACGAAGGAGUUUGGACUCCGUGGAGAGUAUUCUGGCCACAGAGAGAGCCAAAUGGUCCCGCGAGAAGAGCUCCCUACAGAUGGCGCUGCGUGCUGCAGAGAAGGAUUUGAUACGCAGCAAGUCGGAGGUGAACCAGCUCCAGUUCAGACUGGACAGACUGCAGAGUGGACCAGCUGAAGAUGGUGCCACUGAUCCUGAUGUCAGGGAAAAGAUGCAGCGUCUGUAUGGGAAAUACCUAAGAGCCGAGAGUUUCAGGAAAGCUCUGGUCUACCAGAAGAAGUAUCUGCUGCUGUUGGUGGGUGGGUUCAGAGACUGUGAGGAGGAGACGCUGGCCACAAUAGCCAGGAUGGGCGGUCAUCCUCCUGCCCAGACCACAACGCUGACCCGCUCCCGUCACGGACGAGCCUUGACCAAGUUCAGGAGUGCGGUCAGGCUGGUUAUAGCCGUCUGCAGGUUAAAAUUUUUAGUCAGAAAAUGGAAGCGAGCUACAAAGGUGGGCUCUCCAGUGGUGACAGGAACUAUUCCUAAUGGUAGAGGAUAUAUGCCGACAGCAAACAGCUACACCCCACCCCCUGACUACAGCCCACCCACCUCAAGGUCACACCAAGGUCACAGCCCACCCACCUCAAGGUCGCAUCCAGGGUACACUCAGCCCACCUCCAGGCUGUACACAGGGACCACCCCACCCACCAAGGACUCUAGUCUCAGUCGGUUUUCUCCCGUGUCAGAAUUGAUGACGAGUCCUGGCAGUGCAGGGCCACGCAGGCAAAUCCUGACAGCCCUGGACCCCCCACUGGAGCCCUCCCCCCCUCCCCCACCCACAGCCGAGGCCACGCCCACCUCCUCCCUGCCAGAUGACCUGUCCCUCCAUGAUGACUAUAUCCAGAGACUGGAGAACUUACAACACAGGCUGGCGCGAGGAACUCAGGGAUACAGAAGUUGGAACACAUUCCAGAGGAGGUAACACAUCACCCUCAGUGAUGGACUAGAACCAAAUGAUUCCAGCAAGAGAAAUUCACUGGCAGAACCAGGGAUUUUUAUUAAAGGAGAGGAGCAGGAGACAGUGACAUGGGUUAGAUUAUUUCUGCCAUACCUCAGACCUAUCUAUAGGCAAAAAAAAA
Molecule: messenger RNA, 4908 nt
Organism: Lingula anatina
Lineage: Eukaryota; Metazoa; Brachiopoda; Lingulata; Lingulida; Lingulidae
Biological process (GO): signal transduction
Molecular function (GO): molecular adaptor activity
Source: RefSeq, a predicted model, not a curated record